CGGUGCCCCGCAUAGACGGCGCGCAUCUCGUUCCGUUGACGGUGGCAGUCGCAAACGAGCAUUAACGCGGUUUGGAUGCUGGCUGGCUGGAACCGUUCGGACGCGUACGUAGCUUAAGCUGUGAAGUGUGCGAGUGUGCGAGUGGUUGUGUUAUUUUGCCCUUUUGCAAGCCCGACAACUGAUUCGUAGCUUGCUGUAAUAGCUCAAUCAUUCACAAUGGCACAACCGCUGGUCAAUUCCUGCUGCCGGUGCUACUCGCUCCGCAGUGGAUCUAUCGCGACCGGCAUCGUCGGCAUACUGCUGUCGAUCAUCUCCAUCAUACUGAUCUUCACCGUGCGGAUCGACUUCAAAACCAUCCUGAUGGACUGGCUGCCCCAGAACGUGGUGAAAAUCAUCUACGCGCUGAACCUGGUCAUGACCAUCUUGAUCUCGCUGCUGAUGAUCAUGGGCGUGAUGAAGAAAAACCAUUUCUUCAUGAUGCCGUGGGUCGUGCUGGGGCUGAUGCUUGCGAUUGGGCUGCUCAUUAGCGUGAUUUACAAUGCGGUCGUUUACUUCAUCGAUGGCUACAUUUUGGGUGGUUCGCUUUGGCUUGCGAUUGGGUUGCUUGCUGUUGUUAUAUACGUGUACCUGUGGAUCGUAGUGUAUAGUUACUUUGUGUCGUUGAAAAAUGAAAACGAUCGUGGCCGUUACUCGAAGCAACCGUAUCGCCGAUAGAUGCAACCCAGUUUGUUUGCUGCUGAAACGCAUCACAAAUCGCCAUCCAUCUUUUAAUCGUUGUACUUGAGUUUUCCCCCCUUUUAUUAAUGUUUAAUCAAUAAUAGUUUGCUGUAGUAGCACAAUCAGAUUGUGCACUGUUAGUCAUUACUGUACAUAAUUAGGAUGAUAGUAGUUCUAAACGAACAAACAAAACAAAAAUAUAGUAACAAGAAGGAAACUAAAUUUGUGAAGCAAAGUGGAACAAAAAGCAAAAACAAUGAUAGAAUGACAAGUGCUUAACCACUACUGCUGUGUUUUUUUAAGCGUGUGCGUUAACGCUGGAGAGAACUAACUUAUUUACACUUACACACAUUUUUGCUGUUUAAAUAUUUCUUUUUUUUAUUGACUGACAAACUCUCGGUGUACUCAUUAAAUAUGGUUAACAACUGACUUACUGA
Anopheles moucheti is the source of this 1154-nucleotide messenger RNA. RefSeq lists its product as uncharacterized. The record is from RefSeq and is a predicted model, not a curated record. NCBI's taxonomy places the organism in Eukaryota, Metazoa, Arthropoda, Insecta, Diptera, Culicidae. The transcript has 4 exons. The coding region runs from base 217 to 714 and encodes 165 amino acids.